Messenger RNA from Helianthus annuus (common sunflower), 1299 nucleotides. RefSeq names its product DNA repair protein RAD51 homolog 3. The coding region runs from base 136 to 1179 and encodes 347 amino acids. Gene Ontology annotation, biological process: meiotic DNA recombinase assembly; DNA repair; reciprocal meiotic recombination. The transcript is spliced from 9 exons. NCBI's taxonomy places the organism in Eukaryota, Viridiplantae, Streptophyta, Magnoliopsida, Asterales, Asteraceae. The record is from RefSeq and is a predicted model, not a curated record. Gene Ontology annotation, cellular component: Rad51B-Rad51C-Rad51D-XRCC2 complex; Rad51C-XRCC3 complex; replication fork. Gene Ontology annotation, molecular function: crossover junction DNA endonuclease activity; ATP-dependent DNA damage sensor activity; four-way junction DNA binding.
UGGUUCCAAUCCGGAAGGAAGAGAAAGGAAAUGGAAGUAAAACAAGCACUCUUUAUAUAAAAACCCAAGUCCCAAUUAUGAUGAUAAAAGUUUGCAGAUUGGCGGGAAGAUCAAAUUCAGUGCUCGAUUGAGGAAAUGGAGGUUCUGAGAUUGCCGUUAUCCGCGUCACAAAAAGGGAAACUGAUAUCUGCAGGCUACACUUCCAUCGCUUCGCUUUCUUCAGUUUCUCCUUCUCAUCUUGCUCUAGAACUGAAGGUUUCAGAAACAGAGGCACUAGAAAUCCUAAAGAGUGUAUCGGAUGGUAGUCGGUUGCAGAGCACCAGUAGCAGUUUUACCAUUGUCAAUGGUGCCCAGAGCGCGUGGGAUAUGCUGCAGGAAGAGGAAACCUCUGUACAUAUUACCACAUCGUGUGCUGACUUGGAUAGCAUUUUGGGUGGAGGAAUAAGUUGCAAAGAAGUCACCGAAAUUGGUGGAGUUCCCGGCAUUGGUAAAACACAACUUGGAAUUCAACUUGCAGUUAAUGUUCAGAUCCCAUAUGACUACGGUGGAGUUGGAGGCAAGGCAAUCUAUAUCGAUACAGAAGGUAGCUUCAUGGUUGAACGAGCUUUACAGAUUGCAGAAGCUUGUAGUGCUGACAUGGCAGAAUACAGCCGCUUGCAUCACAAGGGGCCUCAAGCUUGUGAAGUCAAAACGAUGCAGCCCAAAGAUUUUCUUGAAAAUAUAUUUUACUUCCGUGUCUGCAGUUAUACCGAGCAAAUUGCCCUCACUAAUUACUUAGACAAGUUCAUCACAGAGCAUAAAGAUGUUAAGGUGGUUAUCAUCGAUAGCAUCACAUUUCACUUCCGACAAGAUUUUGAUGACAUGGCGCUUAGAACAAGAAUACUCAGUGGAAUGGCCUUGAAUUUGAUGAAACUCGCCAGAAAAUUCGGUUUGGCGGUAGUUGUACUGAAUCAGGUGACUACCAAGUAUGCGGAUGGUCAAUUUCAUUUAGCCCUUGCACUCGGUGAUAGUUGGUCACAUUCCUCCACAAAUCGCAUCAUUUUGCACUGGAAUGGCAAUGAACGCUAUGCGUACAUUGACAAGUCACCCUCUCUCCGAUCAGCAUCUGCACCUUAUUCCGUCACACCUAAAGGAAUCAGGCCCUCGGAUUCGAACAAUAAAAGAAUUAAACAUGUCUAAGUUUAUUAUUGCAUAUUCAGGUAGUGUAACAUUUCCAGUCUUGUAUAUCUUUUUUGCUUUCACUUUAUGAAUUAAUUCAUUAAAUCAAUGUUUUAUUAAGAAAGCCGAUCAAGUUUCUUA